Molecule: messenger RNA, 2307 nt
Organism: Engraulis encrasicolus (European anchovy)
Lineage: Eukaryota; Metazoa; Chordata; Actinopteri; Clupeiformes; Engraulidae
Gene: derl1
Product: derlin 1
Exons: 8
Coding region: 202-978 (258 amino acids)
Biological process (GO): endoplasmic reticulum unfolded protein response
Cellular component (GO): endoplasmic reticulum membrane; Hrd1p ubiquitin ligase ERAD-L complex
Molecular function (GO): ubiquitin-specific protease binding; misfolded protein binding
Source: RefSeq, a predicted model, not a curated record
ACCUGCCACUACUCUUGCGCAGCCACGUCAUGUAAACUGAACUACUGGACUGUGUGGGUGCUUUGAAUAAAUAGCAUGGCAGCAAUAUAACCGUGAAUUUUGAGAAGCGCUGGCAAGUUUUCGUCGACUUCUGUCGCUACAAUCCUGUUGGAUGUACGUGUGACCCAGAAGAAGAACAUCGAAGGCUCACUAACUGUCAAAAUGUCAGAUAUUGGGGACUGGUUCAAAAGCAUCCCAACUAUCACCCGGUACUGGUUUGCUGGGUCAGUUGCGUUGCCAUUAAUCGGAAAGUUUGGUUUGAUCAGCCCAAUGUAUCUCGUUUUAUGGCCCAAGGACUUCUUUCACAAAUUUCAGUUAUGGAGACCGGUGACUGCGACUCUGUACUUCCCUGUAGUUCCAGGGACGGGCUUCCUCUACCUGGUCAACCUCUACUUCCUAUACCAUUACUCUUCACGCCUCGAAACAGGAGUAUUUGAUGGCAGACCUGCUGACUAUCUGUUCAUGCUGCUCUUCAACUGGAUUUGUAUUGUCAUCACUGGGUUAAUAAUGGACAUGCAGCUUCUGAUGAUCCCGCUGAUCAUGUCAGUCCUGUAUGUUUGGGCCCAGAUCAACAGAGACAUGAUUGUGUCUUUCUGGUUCGGGACCAGAUUCAAGGCCUUUUAUCUUCCCUGGGUAAUUUUGGGCUUCAACUACAUCAUUGGAGGCUCGUUUGUGAAUGAGCUGAUUGGGAAUCUGGUCGGCCAUCUGUACUUCUUCCUGAUGUUCAAGUAUCCCAUGGACCUCGGAGGCAGGACCUUCCUCUCCACCCCACAGAUCCUAUACCGCUACUUCCCCAACCGGCGAGGAGGAGUGUCUGGCUUCGGCGUACCACCCAGCAGACGAGCGGCGCCUCAGGAGCAGGCUGGGGGAGGGGGUGGGGGUGGGGGCGGGGGCGGACGCCACAACUGGGGUGCCGGCUUUAGGCUGGGGGAUGAAUGAGGUGCCAUACGCAUACGCAGACCCACCCAUACCCACUGCGGAAACUACCACCCACACACCCUCUCCUCUUCUCAACAUGGAGGGGUUAAAAGACUGAGACAUUUGACGUCACUGAUGCAUAACAUGAUUUUUUUUUUUUUUCUGUCCUUCCUUCCUCCCUCAGACUGUAAAGAUGAUAUGAGGUGUCAUAAGGGUUGCACUGCCACUUCCUAUCAUUCUAAUGUAUACAUUACAUGCUUUCCUCCCCGCACUCUCAAGGCUACUACAUCUGGGUACAUAAUACAUUUGCCAUACAAGUGUACAGUCCGCUUUGAGAAGUUGUGAUGUAGGAGUGGACAAGCCCAUUUUGUCUGCACUCUCCUUUUCGUUCCUUAUCCCCGUUUUUUUUGUUUUGUUUGUUUUCUUUAUUUGCUGUUGUAAGGCAGAGCCUGAGGACCUUUGGUCUUUUCUCUGACUUUUGCUCCACUUGUUCCAUCCAUAUGUUCUCUUCUGAUUUUGGCAUUGCGCAGUCCAGGUACAUCUUUGAAGGUUUGUACAUAUGGAAGGUGUUUUUUCUUUUUUUUUUAAGGAAAUCAUUUUGAAAAUAGUGGAUGUAAAAAAUGACAUGCAAACUAAAACACAUUUUAGAAAAUUGAUUUGAAGCACUGAGUUGAUGAUGAAAGGGUGUGGAAAGCAAAUGAAUUGUUAAGUAUAAAAAAGAAAAAAUGAAAAGUGACUGCUUCCUGUCGAUGAGGAAAAUUGUGUAGUAUAGCUUAUGCAGAUGAUGGUGCUGCUGGUUAAUCGAGUCGAUCUGUGUCCCCCUGUCCUUUCCUGUGACCACCAGCCUCCUGACAUAAGGCUCAACAUCAAUGAUCGAGGGGAUUUUUUUUUCCCCAAAGGUCAUUCUCCUUUGCAAUCGGGAUGUUUAUUGGGUGAAAGCCCUCUAAAAGUUGUUCUGCGCUGGUUGAGAGUGGGGGGAAUUUAAUAGUUUUCUCCAUGGAGGCAGGAUGACACUUUAGACAAGAGGACAGAAGCCAUAGAAAAGGACGGGAGGGCAAAGAUCGACUGGGACCCCAAGUGGGUUGAAGUGCUGUGUCUGGCACCGUGUGAUUCUGCUGUGGGUUUCUCUGGUGUCGUCGGUUGUCCUCUCAUCUCCGAUAAUAAAGGUGCCUCUCGAAAACCUACUGCAAAGGUCGACGGGUCUCUGCUCCUUUGGGUUUUUGUUAACACAGGAUUACAACGGCAUGCCACUCUGUUUGGAAGUGGAUAUCCACAGAACCAACAGCUUGCCAAAAUCUUUUUUUUGUCCCAAACAGGAAGAACAAUAAAACAUGCUAUUUUGAGAUUAAA